AUGGAACUCGAUAACCUCCAAGCCCGGAUGGGCGACAUCCUUGAGCAAGCCUCAGUGUACUUCCAUAAAGUCCCUGGUUCUGCUGUGUUUCUUCGCUAUAUCAAGUCGAGUUACCAGAACGAUCCCGUGCGAUCCGCCAUUGAGGCCAUACUGUUACUCUUCUUCGUCCGCUAUCUUCUGUCGCCCUCCUAUUCGACACAUAAGCAGAACUACGUCAAGCUGAGGGAGGACGAGAUCGAGGAAUUGAUCGAUGAAUGGCAGCCCGAGCCUCUUGUUGAGGAGCAGGACGCUUUUGAAGCUACUGAAACCGAACGCCUUCCCGUCCUUGUUGGUCCCACCGGUCCCAAAUCGAAGUUAGCCAACGGCCGAACCGUCACCAAUCUCGCAUCCUACAACUUCUACAACUUUAACGGAAAUGAUCAGAUCAAGGAAAAGGCGAUUCAGGUUCUGCGCACCUACGGUGUCGGUCCCUGUGGCCCUCCCCAGUUCUACGGCACUCAGGACGUUCAUAUGAAGACCGAAGCUGAUAUCGCCGCGUAUCUGGGUACUGAGGGUUGUAUCGUCUAUGCACAGUCUUUCAGCACCAUCUCUAGUGUCAUUCCUUCUUUCUGCAAGCGUGGCGACGUCAUCAUUGCUGACCGAAAUGUCAACUUUUCUAUUCGCAAGGGUCUCGAGCAGUCGCGAAGCACUAUCCGCUGGUUUGAGCACAAUGACAUGGAUGAUCUGGAAAAUGCCAUGAAAGGUGUUGCCAAGGAGCAGGCCAACGCCAAAAAGCUUACUCGUCGUUUCGUCGUGACCGAGGGUUUGUUUGAACUCUCAGGAGAUUCCAUCGAUUUACCCCGUCUGGUUGAGCUCAAGGAGAAGUACAAGUUCCGUGUUAUUCUGGAUGAGACUUGGUCUUUUGGUGUUCUUGGCCGCACUGGUCGUGGUAUCACAGAGGCGCAGAACGUGGACCCCCAGCAAGUUGACAUGAUCAUUGGUUCUCUCGCUGGCCCUCUCUGCGCUGGUGGUGGUUUCUGCGCCGGUCCUAAAGACGUUGUCGAGCACCAGCGUAUCACCUCGUCUGCUUACACCUUCUCCGCUGCUCUUCCUGCUAUGUUGGCUGUCAUUGCCAGCGAAACCCUCAACUUGCUUCAGUCCAACCCCGAAAUCCUGUCCCAGUCACGCGAAAACAUCAAGGCCAUGAAAGCACAACUGGAUCCCCGCAGUGACUGGGUCUACUCUCCCAGCGACCCUGAGAACCCUAUCAUGCUACUUGUCCUGAAGCCGGAAGUUGUCGCCGCACGAAAGCUGGAGCUUGAAGAUCAAGAGCGCAUUCUAUGCGACUGUGUUGAAGAGACUCUCGCCAAUGGCGUUUUGAUUACAAGGACCAAGACUCGACCUUAUGCCCACGCCGUUAAGCCUAAGGACGGCGCUUGGUUUGCCCAGCCUGCUCUGCGAGUUUGCGUCACAUCCGCGCUGUCUAAGAAGGAUGUCGAGAAGGCCGGUGUCACUAUUCGCCAUGCCAUCACCAAGGUCAUGACCCGCAAGACGAGUACCAAGGCUAUUUGA
Molecule: messenger RNA, 1551 nt
Organism: Fusarium coffeatum
Lineage: Eukaryota; Fungi; Ascomycota; Sordariomycetes; Hypocreales; Nectriaceae
Exons: 4
Coding region: 1-1551 (516 amino acids)
Biological process (GO): ceramide biosynthetic process; sphingosine biosynthetic process
Cellular component (GO): endoplasmic reticulum
Molecular function (GO): pyridoxal phosphate binding; serine C-palmitoyltransferase activity
Source: RefSeq, a predicted model, not a curated record